This is a messenger RNA of Cyphellophora attinorum, 723 nucleotides long. Its product is annotated as Methylthioribulose-1-phosphate dehydratase. NCBI's taxonomy places the organism in Eukaryota, Fungi, Ascomycota, Eurotiomycetes, Chaetothyriales, Cyphellophoraceae. Bases 1 to 723 code for a protein of 240 amino acids. The transcript is spliced from 3 exons. Gene Ontology annotation, cellular component: cytoplasm. Gene Ontology annotation, molecular function: methylthioribulose 1-phosphate dehydratase activity; metal ion binding. The record is from RefSeq and is a predicted model, not a curated record.
AUGGGAAGCAUUGAAGAAGUUCGUCCAGGCGACGAGUUGGUAAUCUCAGCGGAUCCCAACCAUCCAGCAAACCUCAUUCCGAGGCUAUGCAAACAGUUCUACACACUAGGCUGGGUCACGGGUACUGGAGGUGGUGCAAGUAUCAAGCAAGGUGAUCAUGUCUACAUCGCUCCCUCCGGCGUUCAGAAGGAGCUCAUGGAGCCGGAGAACAUCUUCGUCAUGUCCUGGCCUACUCCGAAAUAUCCGCCCUCUGAACGCGUCUACAUUCGCAAGCCACUCGAUCUGAAGCCAUCUGCGUGCACGCCUCUCUUUCUCUCAGCAUUUGAGCAAGGUGCGGGAUGUUGUAUUCAUACUCACUCCCAGUGGGCAGUCUUGGUGACGUUGCUGGUCGAGCAGAAAUUUAGCAAGGAUGCUUGCUUCGAGAUCAGCACUAUCGAGCAGAUCAAAGGUAUUCCAGCGGGCAAAGGUAAGGGAAUGUUAGGCUAUCACGACAAGCUGAAGAUUCCCAUCAUCGAGAAUACGCCUUUCGAAGAGGACUUGACUGGCAGCCUGGAGAAGGCUAUGCAGCAGUACCCGGACACAUACGCUGUUCUCGUCCGACGGCACGGCAUAUACGUGUGGGGUGACACAUGGAUCAAAGCCAAAACACAAUGCGAGAGCCUCGAUUACUUGUUCCAGCUAGCCGUCGAAAUGCACAAACUCGGCCUGCCUUGGCUCCCGUGA